Leptosomus discolor (cuckoo roller) is the source of this 2606-nucleotide messenger RNA. The record is from RefSeq and is a predicted model, not a curated record. NCBI's taxonomy places the organism in Eukaryota, Metazoa, Chordata, Aves, Leptosomiformes, Leptosomidae.
AACUACAGAAUUCCACUACAGUUGUAAAAGCAGCAAAACCCAGGACAAGGAAAUGCAGCAAGGCUGGUGAUUUUGGUGAUAUCACAAGCUGGCCAACACCAAGCGAAAUAGCGAACAGUGAAUGUAAAACUGUAAGUCACAGUAAGAAGCCAACAAAUAGAAGAGAAAAGGAGGAGAAAUCUGAUCAAAAAAGCAAUAAUGGAAUCAAGGACAACCCAGAGGCAAAGCCAGAUGGCCCCGGAGAUAACACUAGCGAAGAUGAAGCUCAAACUAAUAACCAAAGGAAAAAAGGUAACAAGCAGAAAUGGGUGCCGCUUCACUUGGACGACGUGAGGUCAGACAGUCAAGAAAGACCAGGCUCUAGAAAUAGCUCAAGAUUUCUGCUGGAAACAAACAAGUUAAUACCUCAUAACAACAGACGGAACGAGACAAGAAAUUGGCGUCGCGAUAGAGAAAAGAGAGAGGAUCACGAUGAAGUGUGCAGCGUGAGAAGUGAGGGUGGCAGCGUUCGAGGACUCUCCAGAGGCAGAGGAAGAGGUAGAGGCAGAGGAAGAGGACGAGGCAGAGGAAACCCUAGAAUGAAUUUUGAAUAUUCAGUUGGUUAUCAAGAACUGUACGGUGAAGGGACUGACCAAGUAUUUCAACCUGAGCUUAAUGCCAGUGUGAUGUAUUACUACGGUGAUGGAACGGGAGUGCAGAUGUAUUCCGUGGACGAAGCGCUUCUCAAAGAAUAUAUAAAACAUCAAAUUGAGUAUUAUUUCAGCACAGAAAAUUUGGAAAGAGACUUCUUUCUGAGAAGAAAAAUGGACCAACAGGGAUUUCUGCCUAUUUCAUUGAUCGCUAGCUUCCGUCGGAUGCAAGCUCUAACUACAAAUGCCGCACUCAUUUUGGAGGCCCUAAAGGACAGUACAGAAGUUGAAACUGUGGAUCAGAGGAUAAGAAAAAGGGUUGAUCCGGAAAAGUGGCCAAUUCCAGGUCCUCCUCCAUGCAGUCUGCCACCGACUGACUUUUCUCAGCUCAUCAAUUGUCCAGAAUUCAUACCAGGCCAAAUUUUUGGCUCUCAUACUGAGUCUGCGCCGAGUUCUCCAAGGGUGGGAAGCCCUCUACGCCCGAAGGAAAACACUGAAACAAGUAAUUUUCAGACAAUGUCUAAGGGCUUGUCUACAAGUUUGCCUGAUCUGGACUCUGAACCUUGGGUAGAGGUGAAGAAGAGGCAUCGUGCAUCUGCGGUCAAACUAAAGGAAAGCGUUCCUCUACCCGAUCAACCGUCAGACCAACAGCAGCCACCCCCGCCUCCCGAGGAACAAGAACAAGAAGAGCUCGAUUUUUUAUUUGAUGAAGAGAUGGAACAAAUUCAAGGUCGGAAGAAUAAAUUUACUGAUUGGUCAGACAACGAUUCCGAUUAUGAAAUCGAUGAUCAGGACGUAAACAAGAUUUUGAUUGUAACACAGACGCCGCCGUACAUGAGAAAACAUCCCGGUGGCGAUCGUACCGGCAACCACGUGUGCCGCGCAAAGAUGACCUCCCAACUCGCCAAAGUUAUUAACGACGGCUUGUACUAUUACGAACAGGAUUUGUGGACGGAGCAGAGUGAAGAUGACACCGUGAUGAAGCAAGAGAUCGAGAACUUUAAGAAGUUAAAUCUCAUCAGUAAGGAAGAAUUUGAUAACCUUGCGCUAGAACCGGUUGCUGAUCCAACCGAGGAAGUUCCUCCAGGGUUACGGAAAGAUUUAGCAGAGGAGCUGCCUUGUAAUUUGUUCAGCAACGAAGUACCUCCGACAGCAGCACUAGCUCGAUCGCUGCCGACAGCAGUGCCAGGGUCCCCCUGCGCUCCCCCUGGCUUCACCCCGCGAACACCUCGCACCCCGAGGCUGCAGGAUCCCAACAAAACGCCCAGGUUCUACCCUGUCGUUAAAGAAGCACGAUCCAUUGAUGUCAAGACCCCAAGAAAAAGAAAAACACGACACAGUACAAAUCCUCCCCUCGAAUGCCAUGUCGGUUGGGUGAUGGAUUCCAGAGACCACAGGCCAAGAACUUCCUCCGUGAGCAGUUCCAAUGCUUCGCCUUCCGAAGGAGCUCCGCUAGCAGGAAGUUACGGGUGUACCCCAAAUUCUCUUCCAAAAUUCCAGCAUCCGUCUCAUGAACUGUUAAAGGAAAAUGGCUUUACUCAACAGGUGUACCACAAAUACCACCGGAGGUGUCUAACGGAGAGGAAACGGUUGGGAAUUGGCCAGUCCCAAGAAAUGAACACGCUUUUUCGUUUCUGGUCUUUUUUUCUGAGAGACCACUUUAACAAGAAAAUGUACGAGGAAUUCAAACAACUCGCUCUCGACGAUGCGAAAGAACACUACAGGUACGGAUUGGAAUGCUUGUUUAGAUUUUACAGCUACGGCCUAGAAAAGAAAUUCAGGCAAGAAAUAUUCAAGGAUUUUCAGGAAGAAACGAAGAGAGACUAUGAAGCUGGUCAGCUUUAUGGACUGGAAAAAUUUUGGGCUUACCUAAAGUACUCUCAGCACAAGACUCCGGCCAUUGACCCCCAACUGCAAGAAUACCUUAAUAAAUUUAAGAGGCUGGAGGACUUCAGAGUGGAUCCUCCUAUUAGCGAA